Molecule: messenger RNA, 1485 nt
Organism: Stylonychia lemnae
Lineage: Eukaryota; Ciliophora; Spirotrichea; Sporadotrichida; Oxytrichidae
Source: the annotation of a GenBank genome assembly
AUGGUUAAUCACGGGUCAAAAGUUCCAGAUUAAUUCAUAAUUGACUAAUCAGUUUCCUAAGUUAAUUACAAUCAAUAAGCAAGUUAAUUAACUCCUGUAGGAAUGAGAUAAUUGUAUCUUAGAGGGAGAGAAAUGCGCAGAAGAUACAUUGAAGAUCCUAGCUAAUUUUUGGAUAAACUGCCCAACUCUGAACAAAUAUAUGCUUUUAGUAUGAAUAAAGAUUACUGCUAUGUGUCAGCUAUGAGCUAUCUGAGUGGACUCUAUCCAAGUGGGCUAUAACAAAAACUAUGGGAUAAUCAGACUUAAAUUGCAGUGCCCCCAAUCGAAGUUUUUGAUAGAGACUAACUGAUAAACGAACUAGAUGGUUAUCCUCUUUUGCAAGACAUAUAGACUAUUCCUAUUCAUUCAAAUGCUGGAAAUGACUUUUCUAUGUUAUUUAAUCCCUAGGACUCAAAGUAGUGUCCUAUCAUUAAUUCUAUCCAGCAGUAUAAUCUAGCUAACAACACAUAAGUGAAGUAAAUAAUGCAAAAGUACUAGAAUGGAAUAAUCAAAUUCUUAAAGAAUAAGGUGAACAUUAAAAAGGACUUUUCGAUUGCUGAUGCUAAGGCAUUUGCUGAUGAAUACUUUACCAACUGGUUUGAAAUGAGGUAUACAAAUUACACUCCUAUUGAAGAAGAAAUUAAUGAGAUCAAAGCUUUUAUGAAAGACUACUUUUACUCAUAUAAAUAUAGUAACAAAACUGUAUAAUAAGUAGCUAACUAAGAAUUAUUCAAGAAUCUGAUCUUUUUAUUUGAUGGUAGAGCUGAAGAGGUUGUUGGGAAGAAUGAUAAUUCAACAGUGCAUCUGAAAAAGUAGAAAUACUGGUAUCAUCAAGUAGACCAAGAUUACUUAGCAUCAUUUAUAGCUGCAUUAGAUUUACAGGACAAACAAGUGCCCUUAUUUUCAUCUUCUCUGGUGAUCUAAUUCUAUAUCAGAAACUAUAAUCCACAACCAGUGGUUAGUGACUAUGAUAGAUCUGAUUACUAUGUGAAGUUUUACUUUGAUGAUUAGCCAGUUAAAUCUUCUUCAUUUGAAUGCAAUGAAAACUUUGAAUGCUCAUGGGAUUUAGUAGCAAAAUACUUUGAAGGCAUGAAGCUAAAUGAUACAAUAACUGGUCAAAAGAUAAGUGAUCUUAAGCAAUUCUGUUUCUCUAGUUUGAAUAUGCAAGCAAUUGAUGAUGAUGGUGAUUCCUCGCCAUCAAAUGUCCCUUGGUGGUUAGCUAUUGUUAUCGCAGUACCCUUGGUCAUUAUAACCAUAGCGAUAAUAAAAAUAAUAAUGAUAGUGAAUGAGAAAAAGAGAAGAAAGAGAGAGGAAUAGGAAGCAAUUUACAAUAGACUCACUCCUUAGACUGAUAGUGGAAGCAGCAAUAUAUAGCAGCAGAGAAGAGAUAAUAUUCCUCAUUCAAUUAAUGCAGAGGAUGAUGUUGAGCACAAUUCUACAAUAUGA